UCUCUCUCUCUCUCUCUCUCUCCCUCCCUCCCUCUCUCUCUCUCUCCUGCAGGGCAGUCGGUGUCGAUCGCCCCUACAUUCUGAGCUUGAACUCAAACGGGAUCAGACCGCUGAAGUUAGGGUUAGAGAAUUCUGGGUAAACUUUACUGUCAACGGAAACUAACUAACCAACAACCACAGAGCCUGAACCAGGACCAAAGACUGGACCAGGACCAGAGACUGGACCAGGACCAGACACUGGACUCUGGAGGACCUUUGAAGAAGUCUGAACCUGAAUCCUGUCGGACCAGAUCCAAAAGAGCCGAGACAAAAGGAAAGUUUAAAGUAUGAGCAGCAGACUGGACGGAGGAGGAAGAGGAGGAGGAAGAGGAGGGAGGAAGCUCUUCCUCAGCUCACACCGCUGUCCUGAAGUCGACCUGCUGCCUCAUCACGACUCAAAGACUCAGAUCCCUCCACCCUGUUCCCUAGUUCCUGCUGAGAGGAGCCACGCAGGUCGGUCUGAGCAGACUUACCUGUCCAACUGUUGCUCUGCGGGGGAGGAGGGGGAGGGGAGCGUCAGCGAGUGGUCGGAGGAAGAUCUCUCCCUCCACUUCUCUCCCUCCAUCAUCCUCCAAUCAGAUGAUGAGUCAGAUCCAGAGAGUGGCUUUGAGUGUGUCGACGUUACCGUGGAGACACAGGUGAAAGGUCCAGAGGGGGCGGGGCUAAAGAUGGUCCCGAAGCGCCUGAUUCAGCUGAAGAAGAAAGAUGCGGUGAACGCCGCUGAAGGGGGAGGAGCUGACGGGGAGCUGUCGGCCAAUGAGCUGCUCCGUCCCCGCCCUGAUCUGUUGCUACGGCAACAUAGUAUGCCGGCAGCCCUCCCCCCGAGCAGCAGUGAUGUGGAUGGCUGCAGCGUGUACAGGGGUCUGGUGGCCGCGGCCCCCCAAGGGUGUAAUGGAGGAGGAGACUCGGCUCCGAGGCAGCGGCUGCAGAAGUCCUUCUCUCUAGACGAAACUAAAACCAAGAUGGCGUCCUGCAUCAUUAAGAGCAUUCUGUCUAAGAAGAUGCAGGUGGAGCAGAACAACUCCACUUCCUGUCUCCCCCCCCAGAGGGUAAGGGAAGGGGGAGGGGGGAGAGACGUGAGGAGUUUAGUUAAAAACACCCACAGCCCCCCCCCCUCCUACCAUCAGGCUGUGGGGGUCAAAAGUCACUCUGAUCUGGCAUUAGUCACCGCCUCCAGAGGACACGUUGCCAAGGUCGCUGCGUCUCUCAGCCAAUCACAGGACAGGAAACAAAGAGGCAAAUUCAGUCAUCCAAUCACGCAGCAGAGACGAGGCAGCGAGUCGAAAAUCAGUGGAGGUAAAGUGGAUGAUGUCAGCCAAUCAGAGGCCCCCAGAUACAGCUACGUGCACAGCUACGUGCACACGCCCCAGAGAUACCUGCAGCCCCCCCCACCUGUUCCCGCCCCCCAGAGCUACCUGCAGCCCCCCCCACCUGUUCCCGCCCCCCAGAGCUACCUGCAGCCCCCCGCACCUGUUCCCGCCCCCCAGCGGCUGAAGAUCUCUGAGGAGAACCACUCUGCCCGGCCAGGUCCCUUCAUCAAGACCGCUGGAGACUGGGAUCACCACAGCAACAUGCAGACACCUGCCACACACGAUCACCACGGCAACACGCCGACACCUGCGAUACAUGAGCAGGUUCGGCAGCUUCAGCAACACGGGCAGCAGCUCCAGCAGCAGGCGUUCCUGUGUUUCCUGCCAGCCCAGGGGGGAAGUGAUGUCACAGGUUCUGGGGCGCUCCCCCGUGGCCCCGCCCCCUGUGGCCCCGCCCCCUGUCACAUGAUGCUGGAACCUCAGAGUGGCCGGUGCUUCUACGUGGACUCGGCUCCCCCUCCUCAGAGGAAGGUGCUGCUGGAUCCGGAGACCGGGCAGUUCUUCCAGGUGUUUCUACCUGCAGACACCAACACCGGCGUGUUCGCGGUGCACUGUGCAAACUCCGCCCCCACUAUGAUAAGCCCCGCCCCCGCCGUCCUGUCAGUGCUGCAGUUCCAGCCGACGGUCGCCGUGUCCUCGCUGUAUGCCCCCCCCUGCCUCGCCUUCACCCUGCACACACCGUCAGCACCCUGAUGACAUCACAAUCUGUGUGAUGACGUCGCAGUGUGUGUUGACAUGCAUUACAAGUUUUAUCUUGUAAUUAUUUUUGUAUUCUAUUUUCAUUAAAUUUAGUUUUAGUUUUUAGUUAUUUAGUGUUUUAUAUUCAUCAGACAUUCUGUGUUUUAGUGAGAGGUUUCCAUAAUUAAUAAAUCAAAACGUAUAAUUACACUUUCUGUGCUAAAAUGUAGCUAACACAUGUAGCUAACACAUGUAGCUAACACACAUGUAGCUAACACACAUGAAGCUAACACACAUGAAGCUAACACACAUGUAGCUAACACACAUGAAGCUAACACACAUGAAGCUAACACACAUGAAGCUAACACACAUGUAGCUAACACACAUGAAGCUAACACACAUGUAGCUUGUUACAUGUGCCUCUGUGUGUGUCUUGUUUCCUCUCUCUCUCUGUUCCUCCCUCUGCCUGUUGCACACCUGAGUGUAAUCAGUGCUCAGGUAGAGUGG
Messenger RNA from Sander lucioperca (pikeperch), 2594 nucleotides. RefSeq names its product proline-rich basic protein 1 (gene prob1). The coding region runs from base 327 to 2102 and encodes 591 amino acids. Gene Ontology annotation, cellular component: nucleoplasm. The transcript has 4 exons. The record is from RefSeq and is a predicted model, not a curated record. Lineage: Eukaryota; Metazoa; Chordata; Actinopteri; Perciformes; Percidae.